Molecule: messenger RNA, 304 nt
Organism: Paramecium sonneborni
Lineage: Eukaryota; Ciliophora; Oligohymenophorea; Peniculida; Parameciidae
Source: the annotation of a GenBank genome assembly
AUGAAAUAAUUAUAAUAAAUUAUUACUUUUUUCAUCAAAUCUAAUAUAUUAUUCAACAGAUAGAAAUAAAAUACCCAUACUAUUAUAGCUCAAACCAAUCAAUCAAUAAACGAUAAUUUCUUAUUUCUUUAUCUUUGCCAAAUAUUAAAUUAUUUUGAAUCAAAGAUAUUAUAUAAUCUAAUUAGUGAAUUUAAGUAUGGUAAACAUAAAUAUAUUAUUAUUUUAAGGUAUACGAAAUACAAGGAAGUUAGUUGUAAAGGAUAUUUCUUUAAGGAAGAUUGUCAGACUUACAAGAUUUUGUUGA